Hordeum vulgare subsp. vulgare (domesticated barley) is the source of this 1088-nucleotide messenger RNA. RefSeq names its product blue copper protein-like. Gene Ontology annotation, cellular component: plasma membrane. The coding region runs from base 137 to 757 and encodes 206 amino acids. Gene Ontology annotation, molecular function: electron transfer activity. The transcript is spliced from 2 exons. Lineage: Eukaryota; Viridiplantae; Streptophyta; Magnoliopsida; Poales; Poaceae. The record is from RefSeq and is a predicted model, not a curated record.
CUGGCGCCACAUUGGGGCAAACACAAGGCAGAGCGCGAGGGAGUACUGCUCUGCUGAACAUUCGUUCCGUGUGCUCUGUUCUUGGCAUCUACCCCUCCUUUCACAGGAGCAGAAGCAGAGGGUGUGUGAAGGAGAGAUGAAAGGCAUGAGGGGAAUGGCCGUGGUGAUGGCGCUGGCGCUGGCCGGCAUGGCGGCGACCUCGUCGGCGGCGGUCUACCAGGUCGGCGGCUCCUCGGGGUGGACCAUCCUCGGCAACGUCAACUACGCCGACUGGGCUGGGAAGCAGACCUUCAAAGUGGGGGACGUCAUCGAGUUCAAGUACCCGCAGGGCAUCCACAACGUGCUGGAGGUGAACAAGGCUGACUACAACAGCUGCACCAACUCGACGCCGAUCGCGACCCACACCUCCGGCGACGACAAGGUGACCAUCAAGAGCCCCGGCCACCGCUUCUUCAUCUGCGGCGUGCCGGGCCACUGCGCCGCCGGGCAGAAGCUCAACGUCCGCGUGCUCAAGACACAGAAGCCCCGCUCCGCGGCCCCUGCCCCGGCGCCGUCCGCGUCCGCGCCGGCGCCGGUCGCGGCGUCCCCGCGUGCCGGAGACACCAGUGGCAGCAGCGCCUCGACCCCGCCCGCCGCGGCGACGACGUCUGACGGAGGGGUGACCGCGCCCGCGCCGAACUCCAACGGCGCCGGCGUCGUCCGCGCGGGCUAUGCCGUGGCAUUGGCCGUGGCCGCGUCCAUGGCGAUGCUACAGUAGAUUGAUUUCCUCCGUUCCAUCGGCCUUGCGUUGCGUGCAUCUCUCGGUGUCCGAUUCUUUUUCCUGUUACAUGCGUGGAGUGUUAAUUCUUGAUGCUUGAUUUCCGUUGGUUUGAGGGGAUGUUCGGUUUGGCAAAGAUUGCUGUGGAUUAAGAGCCAUUGAUUUGGCAGGAAUUUGAGCUAUAUUCCCUGCGAAUCCCUGCCAAACCUCCUCAAACCGAACAGGGCAAGUGUUGUUUUUACCUGUUUUUGAUUCUGGUGUGUAUCCAUGGAUAUGUUGUACUUGUGUUUGGUAUUUCAGAGCUGUAAAUGUUACUCCCUCCGUUCCUAAA